Messenger RNA from Diabrotica virgifera virgifera (western corn rootworm), 6643 nucleotides. RefSeq names its product inositol monophosphatase 1-like. NCBI's taxonomy places the organism in Eukaryota, Metazoa, Arthropoda, Insecta, Coleoptera, Chrysomelidae. Bases 2414 to 6424 code for a protein of 1336 amino acids. Gene Ontology annotation, molecular function: inositol monophosphate 1-phosphatase activity; nucleic acid binding; zinc ion binding. The transcript has 2 exons. Gene Ontology annotation, biological process: phosphatidylinositol phosphate biosynthetic process; inositol metabolic process; DNA integration. The record is from RefSeq and is a predicted model, not a curated record.
CUAAUUAAAAAAUUUAAUGUUUAUUUCAUUCGUUUUUCCCACAGUGACAAGGCGGGCAUAUCGUAUCUGUAAUUUAUAUUUAAAUAUAAAUAAAAGUAAUAAUAUUUUUAUUAGAACAAUGGGUGAGACAAAUACAGAAAUGUAUUAUGAUACUGUUAUGAAGCUUGUCAAAGAAGCAGGGAAGAUGUUUGGUUGCUCUAAGUUAGGAGAAUAUUUCUAAAGAUAGUCAACUUCAACAGAAAUUAAAUUUUUGUUUCUAGCUCAACAGAGAAUUGAUAGUCUCUUCAAACAGAAUAAGAUACAGAUUACCUAUACUAAAUUUACAUUGAAGAUGCAGUAGAAAUAAACAAACCAAGACAUGUUAAAUGCUACUAGGAUCACUCCCGAAUCAUAAUUUACAACGUAUAAACUUUGAAAAUCAUGAUUUGGGAUUUACAAUAUAUUAUAUACAUGGUAAAUUAUGAUUCACCUAUGUCGCCAAAGCCCUUACAAUAUGGAAAAGCAAAUGCAGUGGAAUGGGCAUCCAAAUCGACGACAACACCUGUCUCUACACCCUUCAGUUUGCAGACGAUCAGAUUAUAUAUGCAAACGAUAAAGAAGAUUUUAAAUAUAUGACUCGCAAAUUGAAGGAAGAAUACGAAAAAUAGGGACUGCAGAUGAAUGUAGAAAAAACACAAUAUUUAUGCCAUUAAACACACAUUAAUAAUAGGAUUCAACUGAUAUGAUAUUGGACAAUAAUCAGAAAAUAACGAGCUGUGAUGAAUAUAAGUACUUAUUUGAAAAUUAAUUUCAACAAGAAAGGUACAAACGAUGCAUAAAUUAAGAGGAGAAUAAAGAAAGCAAGAACGAUAAUUAAAUCAUUAAACAGAGUUUUGUGGAGUACCGAGAUAGGGAAACAAAGAAAAAUGAGAUACAACACCAUGAUUAAGAGCACAUUGGUAUACGGAUGCGAAACAUGGAGAAUAAGGGAACAGCAAAAAAGAAAAAUAAAAGCUACUGAGAUGGACGCCCAAGAAGAGCAAGUAGAACAUCAAGAUUGGACCAGGUUAGAAAUGAGGAAAUAAAGCGAAAAAUGAAUUUACAGGAAACGGUCGUAGAAUGCAUUGAGAAGAAACAAUUAACUUGAUACAGACAUGUUCAAAGAAUGGGUGAGGAGAGACUGCGAAAGAAAAUUAUGAAAUGGAUAUCUACAGACAACAGGAAAAGAGGAAGGCCAAGAACGACAUGGAUACAAGGAGUAAGACGAUCAAUGAGUGUACGAGGAUUAGAAGAUGAAAACUGCAAUGAUAGAAGAUAUUGGCAACAAGGCAUCGGAUAACAUCAGAGGACGUUUUGAACCUGAAUUUAUAUAUAUAAAUUAUGAUUUGGUAGUGAUCCUAGUAGCAUUUAGCCUGUCUUGGUUUGUUUAUUUCUACUGCAUAUUGAUUGUAAAUUUAGUAUAGUAAGGUUUCUUUAGUACAUAAAGGCCCAACAUUUGCAUUUCCAAGACUACCUGCCCAGACAGACUUUUGUGAAUGUUCUGUAUGCUGUUCUUGAAAAAUAUGAGGGUUUUCGUCACUUCAAUAGUGAAAACUUGUUAAUUUACAAUACCAUUAAAGGACAAAAAACAAGAAGGAGCAUAUAGAAAACCAACUGGAAGAACUAGGAAGUAUAACACACAAAUGGAAACAACAAAACUCUACAAGGAGGUUAACCAGAACAGAAAAGAAUUCAAACCUAGACUAUCCAUAGUUAGAAACAUAAAAGGGGGAAACAUUAGUGAUCAGGAUCAUAUACAAGAAAGAUGGUCAGAUAAUUUUGAGGGUGGACUAAAUAGGUAUAGGAAGUAAGAUAAAGUUGCAAGAAGCAGAAAUCGAACUCGAAGACAUGGAUGACAAAAGAGAGAAAGAUAACAUUUCAAUAGAGGAAGGAGUCAUCAAGGGCAGUCAUCGAGGAAGGAGCCUGUUGUAUAUCUGUUAGUGUUAAGUUAGUUACAGAUGGAAAUGAUGGGUAACACUUAGCAGGACUGACAGUGUGUGUCAUUUUCGACGUUAGUUAUCCAAGCUAGUGGUUAGCGAACAUACGUAUUAUAUCCGACUAGACUAUAUAAAGUUAAUUGUGGCACUGUAUGGGUAAUGUACAUUAAAUAAAGUUGUUUAACCGAAUCCACAUUUAAUUGUCAGUCUAUCAAGUAUAUUACAUAACAUUUGGCGACGAGGUCGGUCUUAAACAACUUAAAAGUUUUCACAUGUCACAUGUGCUCGUUUUAAGGUUAUGGUCGCAGUUGGCAGGAUAACCAAACCACAGUACAGUUUGUCAGCGAUCAGUGACAGUGGCAAGUGAUCGUGGUGUGACUCGGUCCUUAGACAAGGAAAGAGAGCUUCGGGCUGUAACAGUAAGGUUAGGGUGACGUAACCUUGUUUUUUUUUUGUUGAUGUCCAAGGAAAAAGUCAUGGCAUUAGUAGGAAACAUUGAGCAGUUUAAUGAAACAGGUGGGGAAGAUUUCAAUUCGUAUUUAGAACGACUAGAGCACCUAUUCAUAGUCAAUAAGGUAGAUGAAAAUAUGAAGAUCUCCCUGUUCAUUACACUUGCAGGUCCUAUGGUUUAUCAGACUCUCAAAAAUCUGGUGGCCCCAAAAAAACCAACAGAAUUAACAUAUGCUGAAAUAAAAAGCAAGUUAAUUCUUCAUUAUGCGCCACCUGUGUCAGAAAUUUAUGAGAGAUUUGUGUUUUAUAACUGCCAACAAAAAGUGAAUCAGUCAGUUAGUGAUUACAUGGUGGAACUGAAGAAGUUAUCCAGCACAUGUAAUUUUGGGCAAUUUUUAGAGGAUGCACUGAGAGACAGGUUUGUUUGUGGCAUGAUGGAUGAAGGUAUUCAAAAAAAAUUGCUUGCGGAAGCAGGUCUGACAUUUGCUAAUGCAUGUCAGAUAGCCCAAGCAUCGGAACUAGCCCAAAAACAGGUUAGGAGUUUAGCGGACACAAGCAGUAAUGUCAAUAGCUUAAAAAAAUCUGGCUUCCAGCAGUCUAGCAGUGAUAAGGUAAAAUGUCCUAAGUGUGGAAGGAAGCAUGAGAAAGGAGAUUGUCCAGCGUCUAGGUGGAAGUGUUACGGGUGUUCUAAGGUGGGACAUGUUAAGAGAUUAUGUCCAAACAAGAAGAAUUCAUCUACCAUAGGGGUUGUAGAAGAAAGUGAAAGUGACAGCGUGUUUCAGUGUAACGAACUCAAUGAAGAUUUGUGGAAGUUGAAUAUGUUAAAAGAUGAAGCUUCAGGGGCGCCACACAAAUUAAAACUAUUAUUAAAUGGUGAGUUAUAUAUUGAUUUUGAGGUUGAUACUGGAGCUUGUAAGUCAGUAAUAUCUGCAGAUGGUUACAAAAUAAUGUUCGGUAAUCAGGUAAAAUUAAGUCCUGUAAGUUAUAAGUUAAAUGUGGUUUCAGGGCAAGGUAUUAAAGCUAUUGGAGAAUGUAAUGUCAAGGUUGAAUUAGAUAAUAAUAAUUUUAUAUUGCCACUAACAGUAAUAGAAUCUCCAAAGCAGUUUACCCCCUUAUUGGGUAGAAAUUGGCUCAAUGUCCUGUUUCCUGGGUGGCAACAGAAGUUUUCAUCUGGAUUUGUAAAUUUCCUUCAAGGCUCAAAUACUGUCAGUGAGUUGAAACUCAAAUUUCCAGUAGUGUUUGACAAUAAUUUGUGUAACCCUAUUAAGAAAUUUAAAAUUAAUUUUAGUAUUAAAAAAGAUGCUACGCCUAUUUUUAGAAAACCUUAUUCGAUGCCAUAUGCAUUAAAACACAAAGUAGAGGAAAAGUUGGGCCAAAUGAUUAAAGUUGGGAUUCUAAAACCAGUUAGUUUUUCAGAAUGGGCCUCGCCCAUAGUAAUAGUCCCAAAAAAAUGUGGAAAUGAUGUUAGAAUCUGCGUGGAUUUUCGAGUCACUGUAAAUAAGGUCUUGAAUGUAAAUCAAUAUCCUCUUCCUAUACCAGCAGACAUUUUUGCGAGUUUAGCAGGUGGAAAGAUUUUUUGUGUUUUAGAUAUGUCUGGAGCAUACCAACAACUUCAGGUGCAUUCAGAUUCUCAAAAAUAUCUUACCAUUAACACUCACAUGGGUAUGUUUAGGUAUACUAGGCUUACAUAUGGAAUUGCUUGUGCACCAGCUUUGUUUCAAUCUGUUAUAGACCAAAUUCUCUGUGGUAUACAAGGUGUUAGUGUGUACUUGGAUGAUGUUUUGAUUGCUGGUAGUUCUUUGGAACAUGCAAAGGAAAUUUUAGGUAAAGUAUUAAGUAAAUUAUCUGAGUUUAAUGUAAAACUAAAUGUAGACAAGUGUAGAUUUUUUGAAAAUCAGGUUGAGUAUUUAGGACAUUUAAUAGAUAAAGAUGGUAUACAUCCUACUAAAGAAAAGUUAAGGGCCAUUGUAGAUGCUCCAGAACCCAGAGAUUUGACACAGUUACGUUCAUAUUUGGGUCUAAUAAAUUUUUAUAGUAAAUUUGUACCUAUGUUAUCAAGUCAGUUAAGGCCCUUGUAUAAACUUUUGGAGAGAGGUCAAGAAUUUUCAUUAAAUAAGGAGUGUAUUGAAGCAUUUGAAAAAAGUAAAAGAUUAAUUUGUGAAAAUGAUGUCCUCGCACAUUAUGAUACAAAUAAAACCAUAGUGAUAGCAUGUGAUGCAAGUGCUUAUGGAGUGGGAGGUGUGUUGAGUCAUAGAGAAAGUAACGGUCAGGAGAAGCCAAUAUUUUUUGUUUCAGGUUCCCUCAGUAAGGCUGAAAAAAACUAUUCACAAUUAGAACGUGAAGCCUUGGCUAUUAUCUUUUGCGUUAAAAAAUUUCAUAAAUUUAUUUAUGGUAGAUCUUUUAUUUUGGUCUCAGACCAUCAACCGUUAAAAAUACUUUUUAACCCAGAUCGCAAUAUUUCAGUAUUGUCUGCUUCACGGAUUACUAGAUGGAAUGUCAUUUUAUCAGCCUAUAGCUAUACUAUAGAAUAUAGAAAGGGGUCAAAGAUGUAUGAGGCAGACAUGUUAUCACGAUUACCUUUGAGUGACGUAACUGGUAUUGAUAGUUCAAUUAAUUCAUUUAAUUUAACAGAGGAUUUACCUAUUUCAUAUGAGGAUGUAGCUAAAGUCUCAUCAAAAGAUGGUAUUUUGUUACAGGUGAUGGAUUUUGUAAAAACAGGUUGGCCAAAUAAAUGUGGAGAUGGUGAACUUAAACCAUAUUUCUUGAAAAGAAAUGAACUUUCUAUUGAAAGUCAAUGUUUGAUGGUAGGUAUAAGGGUGGUAAUCCCCACUGUAUUACGUGAAAGUAUUUUGGAAUUAAUUCAUGAAGGACAUAUAGGUAUCGUACGGUCUAAAAUGUUAGCUAGAGCAGUAGUGUGGUGGCCGGGGUUGCAACAGGAUAUUGAGACAAUGAUCAAUAGUUGUCAGGUAUGUCAGAUAACGCAAAAUAAUUCUGAAAAAGCUUUAGUGUCUUGGCCUAAAACUGAAAAUGUAUUUGAACGAAUACAUGUUGAUUUUUUUUAUAAAAACAAUUGUACAUUUUUAAUUAUUGUAGACUCUAAAUCAAAGUGGGUUGAUAUACAUGUUAUGAAAAAGGGUACUUCAGUAUUACACACCUUAGACAAGUUGAAGGUAACUUUCUCUUUGAUGGGUCUGCCAGUUAUGCUGGUGAGUGAUAAUGGUCCACCGUUUAACGCUACUGAAUUUACAAGAUUUUGUCAAAACAAUGGAAUAACCAUUCUAAAAAGUCCACCAUAUCACCCUCAGUCAAAUGGGUGUGCAGAGAGACAUGUUCAAACAGUCAAAGCUGCAUUGGAAAAAUGUUCCAUUCAACAGUCGGAGCUCACUAUGGAGCAGCAAGUGGUAAAUUUCCUAUUUAAGUAUAGAAAUACACCAAGUGCUAGUACUGGGUUAAGUCCCAAUGAAAUUGUCUUCAAAGUUAAACCUAGAACCAGAAUUGACCUUUUAAAACCCAGAAAGGAAGGGAAAGUUAUGUUCAACAAAAAUGUUGACUAUGUAAAACCAGAUGUCUUUACUACAGGUGAAAAAGUGUUAGUGGGCAAAUUAGGUCCAUAUGUUCAGGACAAAUGGGUAGAAGGGGUUAUUGUAAGAUGUGUAAGUGCAACUACAUAUUUUGUAAAGGUAGAUGAUAAAAUUAUGUAUAAACAUGUGAAUAAUUUAAGAAAAUUAACUAACACACGUGUAAACUUGGAUGUUGAAAAAUGUACGGAGCUUUUACCAGUAUCACAUGCAAAUGUAGGCAAUGACAUGGUUCCUAUAGCUAAAAUUCCAAAUUCGGAUGAACAAGACAAAGGAAAUUUGAUACAGGUAAAAUCUCCAUCCAUCCAAACAGAGGCACACCCUAGUAGUAGCCUGUCACAAGCAGUUAGUGGUGACUGUGCAGUAAAUUCACCUGGAACUGAAACGUCCCUGAGACGUAGUUCCAGGAUAGGCAAAAAACGUGUUAGAUUAGACCUUUAGUUUAGUAGGGAAGGAAAUGUUGUAUAUCUGUUAGUGUUAAGUUAGUUACAGAUGGAAAUGAUGGGUAACACUUAGCAGGACUGACAGUGUGUGUCAUUUUCGACGUUAGUUAUCCAAGCUAGUGGUUAGGGAACAUACGUAUUAUAUCCGACUAGACUAUAUAAAGUUAAUUGUGGCACUGUAUGGGUAAUGUACAUUAAAUAAAGUUGUUUAACCGAA